Pelobates cultripes (western spadefoot toad) is the source of this 420-nucleotide messenger RNA. Lineage: Eukaryota; Metazoa; Chordata; Amphibia; Anura; Pelobatidae. The record is from the annotation of a GenBank genome assembly.
AUGGAGAAAAAACGACAGCCACCAGCGACACUAACAAACCGUGGCAUAUGUCGACUACAGCCGACUACAGCCGACCACGAGGUGCGGCCAGAGGGGCCCCGACCGGGCAAAGCGAUGAUCAAGAUUGUAUCUUCAACCAUGACUGGCCUGACUGGGAAGGAAGCCACACCGGUUCUGACCCCUAUUUACCACACAAGCCUUCAGAGGAAAGCUAAACAUCUACGCACACCGCAAAGAACUGCCCUGUGUAGCCCCAUACCCGGAAAGGACAAAGAACCCGUGCAAUGCUGGUACUGGCUCCUGGAGAGUCCCAGGGCAGGAGGGGUGCUUCAAAUGGCCUGUGCUGCGAAGCUUACGCGAAGACACUGGGUGCCGAGGUGCAGAAGGGUAAACUCUUGGACAUCUAUUCCAGGCCGGUAA